CCCAAAGUCGACGGUUUCUUGCUAAAACUAAACAAAAACCAAAACCAAAACCUUAAUAAGAUUGUUGUUGCAAAUCAACUUCACCCGAAGCUCCUUCCACCGCCGACUUGGGUUGCCGGUCACCCGUUCCCUUCCUUACCCACUCAUACCAAUUACCCCCCGUUUGCUCUAAAUUUCCAAUCUCUGUCUUGCUCAGAAAGAAAAAGACCAACCCCUCUAUAUAUACACAUAUAUCAUCGAGAAACACAUACAAAUUAUACAUACCCUGAUACCCAGAGGUAGAAAUGCACCGCUAUAACGCCUGGCUCCCGCCUCCGGUCGCCGUCGCCACCAAGAAAGAGAAAGAAUCCUUCGCUGGUGUUGUAUCAUCCGUGAAAGAAUCGUACACUAAGGGUGAUCCAGAAUCUGUCUACUCCACUCUCAAAUGGAUAUCAGUCAUUGACCUGUUUGUAAAGGCAAAAAGUGAAGUAUCAUUGGAAGAUGUUUCUACUCUUGUGGAAUUUGGGCUUCAAGUGUUUCAUUCAUCACAAGACAAACUCUAUGCUCAGGUGAGAUGGGGUAAUGUUCUUGUGAGCUUGCUGAAUAAAUUUCGCAAAAAGUUGACUUUGAAAGUUGACUGGCGCCCUUUCUAUGAUACAAUGAUUCAAACACACUUCACAAGAAACACAGGACCAGAGGGAUGGAGGAUAAGACAAAGACAUUUUGAGACAGUUACUUCUCUUGUUCGUUCAUGUAGAAGGUUUUUCCCUCCAAAUUCUGCUCAAGAGAUAUGGUCUGAGUUUAAAUCUCUACUUGAAAAUCCAUGGCAUAACUCGGCUUUUGAAGGGUCUGGAUUUGUGAGACUUUUCCUUCCUACAAAUAUCGAUAACAAGGAUUUCUAUUCAAGAGAGUGGAUCAAUGCAUGUAUUCUUCAAUGGGAUUCCAUACCAAAUUGUCAAUUUUGGAACAGCCAAUGGGCAGCUAUUAUUGCUCGUGUUAUUAAGAACUACAAAUCCAAGGAUUGGGAGGAUCUUUUACCAGAGAUCUUUAGUCGAUUCUUGAACAUGUUUGAGGUGCCUGUGGCAAGUGGAGGUGGAUCAUACCCUUUCUCUAUUGAUGUCCCAAGAAAUACAAGAUUUUUGUUCUCCAAUAGAUCACACACUCCAUCAAAAGCCAUUGCAAAAUCGAUUGUUUAUUUAUUAAGGCCUGGUAGCUUGGCUCAACAACACUUUGAGAAAUUGGUCAACCUCUUAGAACAAUAUUAUCAUCCUUCUAAUGGUGGUCGUUGGACAUACUCACUUGAAAGAUUUUUGUUUCAUUUGGUGUAUACGUUUCAAAAACGUUUACAAAGAGAGAAAGAGAAUCCAGAUAGCAGUGAAGAGAUUGAAUUCUGUUUAGGACAACCAGAAAGGGAAUCUUUUGUCACUACUGUUUUGAAGUUAAUCGAUCGAGGGCAAUAUAGUAAAAAUGAACACCUUUCUGAAACAGUUGCUGCUGCAACUUCUAUUUUAUCCUAUGUGGAGCCUUCAUUGGUUUUGCCAUUUUUGGUCUCUCGUUUCCACAUGGCUCUAGAAACGAUGACAGCUACACAUCAGUUGAAGACAGCUGUCACAUCGGUAGCUUUUUCAGGGAGAUCAUUGUUUUUGAUGUCUUUAUCUUCAUCAUCAAUGGAAACAGAUGAUGUUAAUGAUGCUGACAUGUUCAAAGAUCUUCUGAUGAUAUCACUUACCAAUGCUUUACUUGGAAUGGAUGCCAAUGAUCCACCCAAAACCCUAGCAACAAUGCAACUUAUUGGCUCCAUAUUUUCCAAUAUGGCAACUUUGGAUGAUGAUACAGAUAAUUUGUCAUUCAUGCCUGCAGAACGUUUUUCAGAGUGGCUUGAUGAGUUCUUAUGUCGCCUGUUUUCUUUGUUGCAACACUUGGAACCUAGUAGUGUUUUAAAUGAAGACGCCCAUUCACCUGCAACAUCUGGAACAUUUCUUGUUGAAGAUGGUCCUCAGUAUUUUUGCAUGUUGGAAAUAUUAUUUGGAAGACUUUCAAGAUCUUUGUACAAUCAGGCCAUUAAAAAAGUUUCCAAGUUUUUGAAGACGAAUAUUCUACCUGGAGCUAUUGCUGAAGUUGGGCUCCUUUGUUGUGCAUGUAUCCAUUCAAAUCCAGAUGUUGCUAUUAGUCAUCUUGUUGAACCUCUUCUAUCUUCUGUUAUAUCAUCUUUAAAAGGAAUUCCUCUCACGGGUUUUGGAGGAAGUGGGAAUUUCACUAGCCAAUCGUUGAAUAAGGAAAGAGCCACACUUUCUCCAGCUCUAGAAACAUCCAUUGAUUAUCAGCUGAAGGUUUUGUCAAUUGCAAUAAGUUAUGGAGGUCCUUCACUUCUUCAUUACAAGGAUCAAUUCAAAGAGACAAUACAUUCUGCUUUUGAAUCCCCAUCUUGGAAGGUUAACAUAGCUGGUGAUCAAGUCCUUCGAUCCCUUCUUGGAAGUCUUGUUCUCUAUUAUCCUGUUGAUCAAUACAAGUCUGUUUCAGCCAAUUCAUCUUUGACCCCUCUUGAGGAAUGGAUAAGUAAUAAAGGUUUUUCAAACACUGAAGGAUUUACAGGCCCCAAAUGGCAUAUUCCUAGUGAGGAAGAAAUUCAAUUUGCCAAUGAGCUUUUAAAUCUACAUUUGGAAUCAGCUUUAGAUGAGCUUCUCAAAAUAUGUCAAGAUAAAAUCCAUUCUGAUCCUGGAAAUGAAAAAGACCAUUUGAAAGUGACACUUUUGCGCAUUGAUUCCUCAUUACAAGGUGUUUUGUCAUGUUUGCCUGAUUUUAUACCUUCAUUUAAAAAUGGGAAAGUUGGAAAUCCACCUUUCUUGAUUGCUGGAGCAACGGGUUCAAGUGUUGGUAGCAUUAAAUUGCGUGAAAAAGCUGCUAAUAUCAUUCAUGUCGCCUCAAAAUACUUGCUUGAGAAAAAAUCAGAUGACAGUAUUCUAUUGCUACUCCUCAUCCGUAUCAUCGAGGCUUUAGGAAACUAUGGAAGUUCUGAAUAUGAAGAGUGGACUAAUCAUAGGCAAGCAUGGAAAUUGGAAUCUGUUGCCAUAAUCGAACCUCCUGUUAAUUUCAUUAUGCCUUCACGUUCUAAAGGGAAGAAAAGACCAAGGUGGGCCCUCAUUGACAAAGCAUACAUGCACAAUACAUGGAGAACAUCACAAUCAUCGUAUCAUUUGUUUCGUACUAUAAAAAACAUUUCUCCUUCAGAGAGUGUGAAUCUUUUGUUGGAUGAUCUUCUUAAUCUUUCUGUUCAUAGCUAUGACACUGUUCGCACACUUGCUGGAAGAUCUCUAGUGAAAAUGAUCAAAAGGUGGCCUUCUCUCAUUGCAAAGUGUGUGCAUACACUCACUGAAAAUCUUAGAAAUGCAAACACACCAGAAUACAUGGUUUUAGGUUCUUGUGCUGUUCUUGGAACUCAAACUGUUCUCAAGCAUCUCACAUUGGAGCCAAAAUCUUUCUCAUCUUUCCUUCUUGGAAUUCUUUUGAGUUCUCAUCAUGAAUCCUUGAAAUCCCAGAAAGCUAUCAAUGAGCUAUUUGUCAAAUACAACAUCUAUUUUUCGGGGAUCUCUAGAAACGUUUUCUGGAAAUCAGAGAACAAUUCUGGAACAGAUUUUGCAGCUUUGGUUUCUGAGAUAAGUUCUAUGAGUUUUGAGUCAACUAAUUUACAUUGGAGGUAUAACUUGAUGGCAAAUAGGGUUCUCUUGUUGUUAGCUAUGUCAUCUAGAAAUGAACCAAAUUUAUCAUCAAAGAUUCUCAGUGAAGCAGCUGGUCAUUUCCUAAAGAAUUUAAAAAGUCAACUUCCACAAACAAGAAUCCUAGCCAUUUCUGCUUUGAACAUGUUACUAAAAGAGUCACCUUACAAGUUAUCACAUGAAGAACAAUCAGAUUCACAAGAAAACACAAAGUCUUCACUUGAAGGGACUUUGAGUAAUAUCUUUCAAGAGGAAGGAUUCUUUAGUGAAACAUUCGAUAGUCUUUCAAAUGUCCACAUCAUCAGUGACACAGAAAACUCAUCUUCAAGAAGUGGACAUGGGAAUUCAUCAUUCCAGAGUUUAGCUGACAAAUCCAUCACCCGAUUCUACUUUGACUUUUCAUCUUCAUGGCCUCGAACACCCUCUUGGAUUUCCUUUUUUGGAAGUGAUACUUUUUACUCGAGUUUUGCUCGAAUAUUCAAACGAUUAGUUCAAGAAUGUGGUGUCCCUGUUUUACACUCACUGAAAAGUGCAUUAGAGGAAUUUGUAAAUGCAAAAGAGAGGUCCAAACAGUGUGUUGCUGCUGAAGCUUUUGCAGGAUUGCUUCAUGCUGAUGUCAUCGGGCUUGUAGAAGCAUGGGACAGCUGGAUGAAUGUCCAAUUACAGAGCAUUCUUCUUGCACCUUCAGUAGAAUCUAUUCCAGAAUGGGCUGCUUGUAUAAGAUAUGCAGUUACUGGGAAGGGUAAAUAUGGAACAAGAGUUCCUCUUUUAAGACAAAGAAUCUUGGAUUGUUUGAUUCAGCCUUUACCUCAAACAGUAACCACUACUGUUGUUGCCAAAAGAUACUCUUUCCUUUCUGCUGCUUUGAUUGAAGUCUCACCUCCAAGAAUGCCAUUAUCAGAAGUUGAACUCCAUCAUAAGUUGCUCCAGGAGUUACUCGAUAGAAUGAGCCAUCCCACUGCCCAUGUGAGAGAAGCAAUUGCUAUUGCUCUUUCUGUGUUGUGCUCAAAUAUCAGACUACAUGCAUCCUUUAAUGUAGACUAUUAUGAGAAGGGUAAUAUGGGAAAUGGAGAACAUGGAGAUAGUUGGGAUCAGGUUUUACAAAAACGUGCAACUGAACUUGUGGUGUCAAUUCAGAAUGCAAAUCCUUCUGACAAUUUGGAGAAAUUAUCAGAUACAAACACCCUCUCAGAUAGCAACUCACCUGAUGAUGUUCAAUGGAUGGAAACAUUGUUCCAUUUUGUUAUCUCAUUAAUGAAGUCUGGAAGAUCUGCAUUCCUGCUAGAUGUGCUUGUGGGGUUUCUUUACCCUGUGAUCUCUUUACAGGAAACUUCAAAUAAAGAUUUGUCAAUACUAGCAAAGGCAGCUUUUGAGUUGCUAAAAUGGAGAAUAUUUCCAGAUGCUCAUCUCAGAAAGGCAGUUUCCAUUCUUUUAUCUUCAUCAGAAGAUCCCAACUGGAGGACCAGAUCUGCAACUUUGACUUUUCUAAGAAGCUUUAUGUACAGGCACACUUUCAUCCUCUCCAAUGAUGAGAAACAGAAAAUCUGGAAAACAGUUGAGAAGCUACUUACAGAUAACCAAGUGGAGGUAAGGGAACAUGCAGCAGCAGUUUUAGCUGGCUUAAUGAAGGGUGAAGAUGGAGAACUAUCAAAGAAUUUCCGUGAAAGAGCUUACAAUGAGGCUACAAAGCUUCAGAAAAGAAGAAAACAAAGAAGCUCAAGUUCUGGUCCUUCAAUUGCUUCUGUACAUGGUUGUGUUCUUGCUCUUGUUGCAUGUGUGUUAUCAGUUCCUUAUGAUAUGCCAAGUUGGUUGCCUGAACAUGCAACAUUAUUGGCUCGAUUUGUUGGGGAAUCAUCACCAGUUAAAUCCACUGUUACAAAAGCAGUUGCAGAGUUUCGUAGGACACAUGCAGACACUUGGAGUGUUCAGAAAGAUUCAUUCACUGAAGAACAGCUUGAGGUUUUGGCAGACACAUCAUCUUCAUCAUCAUAUUUUGCUUGAUUUAUAUUCUAUGAUUCUAUCCCCACUUUAAAGUGAGGAACAAAUAGAAGAACUACAAAGCUAGUAAAUUUGAUAAGUAGUCUGAUAGGAACUGUAUUUAUGGUUAUAUGUGAUAUUGUGAUAUAAAAUAAGCAGUGUUUGAUUACAUUUUGGAUACAUGUUAGCUAGUUUUUGCUUCUAUGACUCCUCCAAUUGAUCCAAUUAAAGCUACUGCUGACACCACCAUUAAAACAAUGCUAAAAAUUUGUAGAACAAUCCAUUUUGUGCUCCAAGCUUCCACCUUUCUUUGCUUUUUGUACAUUUCCACUGGAUAAUAUAUUGCUAAUGGCCAUAGAUUCAAAGCCCCUAAGAGACCCAAUAUUUCGUUGAAGUAUGGGAACACCAUUGAGAUUCCAGUUGUUGACACAACGUAUGCUGUUCUGAACGAUAAUCUGAAUAGAUUCAG
Messenger RNA from Lactuca saligna, 6138 nucleotides. Lineage: Eukaryota; Viridiplantae; Streptophyta; Magnoliopsida; Asterales; Asteraceae. The record is from the annotation of a GenBank genome assembly.